Seminavis robusta is the source of this 357-nucleotide messenger RNA. NCBI's taxonomy places the organism in Eukaryota, Bacillariophyta, Bacillariophyceae, Naviculales, Naviculaceae. The record is from the annotation of a GenBank genome assembly.
AUGACCGACAUCAUGGAUUACAUGUUAGCUUCAGGCCUUCAGAAAAGUCCAAAAUGGUACAGAGCUGUCAUCUCCACCCUCUCUGAAAUGCUGGAGUCGCCGUCGCCACAUCCCUGUGAAAGGAAGGACAUCUUCAUUGAGUGCAUCUAUUGGUUAGUGAGGGAAAGGAUCAGUGAGAGCUAUGAGGUGUCCUCUCUUGAAGGACAGUUUUAUAUGGAUGCUUGGCAUUUUUAUUGUUGCCACUGGUAUGACUACAAGAAGAAUAUCUACAAGAAGAAUAUUUCCUUCCAGGAAUUGGCUGAGAUGAGUGAGACUAUGGUUGUUGAUUUCAUUGGCAAUGAUUCAGAUGAUGAGUGA